AAGUUGUUGGAAAAUAAGUCCUGGGAAGAGUAUUUUAAGGCAUUUUGUGAAGAAUAUACCACCCGUCGGAAUUCCGGCGGUUGCUUUUUAUACAAAGUUCAUGCAGGAAUUCCGGAUGAAAUCAAACAGGUUAGAGGAACGUAUGUAGACCCAAGACUCGUAAACUAUAUAGCAAUGUGGGCUUCUCCAAAAUAUUGCAUAGCAGUUGGAAAAAUUCUGGACUCCAUAGACAAGAAAGUUCAUGAGAAAUUAGAUGAAGAAGAACUUGAAGAUACAGUAGAGAAUGCAAAACCUUUGUUCGAACAAGAAGUUAGAAAAAUGCAUGAAAAACAAAUAGAACAUGAACGUGAGAUAUGUUCUGGUUAUAGAGACUCUCCAUACGAACUAGACCAAUGGGAACAAGAAGAUUUAAAGAGAGAAUUUAGAGAAUAUGAACUCGCUAAAGUUUCAUUAGAAGCUGCAGAAGAGAGGUUAAAAGUUUGGGGUCGUUUUGUACAAAAAUAUUGUGAGUAA
Trichomonas vaginalis G3 is the source of this 513-nucleotide messenger RNA. RefSeq lists its product as uncharacterized. The transcript has a single exon. NCBI's taxonomy places the organism in Eukaryota, Parabasalia, Trichomonadida, Trichomonadidae. The record is from RefSeq and is a predicted model, not a curated record. The annotation marks the transcript as partial.